ACGAGAGAGUUACAGAGCGAGACAGAGAAAGAAAGGAAAGGAUAGAAUGAGUGUGAGAGAGAGGAAGGGUAAGUGAACAGAGUAUCUGGAAGAGUGUAAUAGAAGAAUAGAGCAAGAGAGCAACAUUGAGAGAGGAGACUUUAAGUGAGGGCUCAUCGUGGAUUUAGUAUUGAUCGGGGGGUGAAAACGUGUUGGUGUUAGAAUUAAAUGUAGUCUGCUGUCAGUUGUGGAUGAGAAAAGGAUCCGAGUACAACAGCGGCACUUAUAAAGUUUCUUCAAGACAAGACAACCUGAGCAGAACAAACAACCAGGCCACAGCUGGAAGAUCAAUUGAUCCCUUAUUCCUAUUUGUCAGUGUUGUUGUCAUGGCGAGGCACUGGCGUCUGUCAUCGGAAGGCUUCCCCCCUGUCAGCGGCCAUUUUGGAUCAACGGGCGGACUCAGGACGGAGAGAAAAGAAGAGGAAGAGGAGGAACGCUCACCCAUCUACUCCCUCUCCAAGAGCUCCAUGGACGUAGUCAUGGCAACCAAACACCCGCAUCUGCGAGACCCGGCGUGGGCAAAACUGGAGCUGAGACGGAGCGCCAGCCAAAAUACACAGUCCUCCACAAACACACACACACCAAAACUCACAACCCUACAGCAAUACAUACAACAACCCACACCCUCACACUCACAGACGUCUCAAAACAUACACGGGCACGGAUCUCCCCUGAGUAACGAGCGUGUGGCGCGUUGGAGUAUGUGUAGCGCCAGUGUGUGUAACAGUGUUAGCACACCAGAGACGGUCAUAUGGAAGGGAGGGAGUAUGACUGAGGAGACCCCGUGCAUCCUGUACUCCGCUCGCUGCUCCAGACUGGCUUCAGAGUCUCAGUCUUCCAUACAAACACCUGCUACACCCUCACCUUUCACCUCACCCCUAAACACACCCACUCAGAGCCCAACCCUACACACACGCCACAACCUACCCCAACUCCAAUACAGACCGUCACCCCUUACCGCAGACACACCCUGUCAAACGCACACACCCUCACCUAUGUCCUCACCCCUACCUAUAAUGUUACCACUACCCUCACCCCUAUCUAUAACCUCACCUCUACCCUCACCUCUAGCUGUAAUAUCAUGCCUACCCUCACCCCUAUCUAUAACCUCACCUCUACCCUCACCUCCAGCUGUAAUAUCAUGCCUACCCUCACCCCUGACCCCUAAAGGAUGCCGACCAAAUCCUUACACAGACGAGGCCUGUUCCCCCCACAAGCAUCCCUCUUCCCCCUUUCCCUUUCCUUCCUGUAGAGCUCAGGGUGUGGAAUGUCUGGAGGAGAGGGGCAGCAUUGAGCAGGUCCCACCCCAACCAGGGUGCACCCCUGUGGGGAUGUACUAUGUAGAGAAGCCCCCUAUCCUGAGCCCCAGACCCAGACCUAACAACAACACACCUCCGUUGGGUGUUUGCUUGGGCAUCCCUGUACAGCAGCAAGAAGUGGAGAUGGACCCUCGGGUGUUUUUCCCCAGCCCACCUGCUCACCUGGCAUUGUCAUGGUCACCGAGGCUCACCUGUCCGUCUGGCCGAGGUCAGAUAUCGGCAGGUUUAGUUUCCUCCCUCAGCGACUCACAAUUGGAGGGCUGCCCCCGCUGCUCCUGUAACUCCGCCUAUUCAGGGGUCAUGAACUUGAUGACAUCAUUACCCCAGGGGUCAGGGUUCAGGGAGGAGGGGACAAUGACAUCACAGAGGGAGCUGGUGGAGGUCGGGGUGCAGGCGGGGUCACCUCAAGGGUCAAGGUUAAACUUUAGGUCCCUCCAGAGCUCCCUAAAUGAUUAUGGGUCGGACACUAAUCUGGGGUCUCCCCCUAGGUCCAACUCCAUCAUGGGCGACAACACUUAUCUAGGUUCACAGUCCAUCUUGGGGUCCCCUCCAGGGUCAAGGUUGAACCUGAGGUCAUCGCUAGGCUCCCACUCCAACCUGGUGUCGCCCUCUUCCAGUAUGUUCCCUCUGGACAUCCCCAGAGAGGGGUGGGAGGAGAAGUUAGAGUGGGAGGACAGCAUCUCUGCCCCACUGGGGGAGAUGGGGAGGAGGAGAUCCUGUCUGAAGGUGGUGGUACAGGAGGAGGAGAGGAGGAGAAAUGGAGAAUGGGAUCACAGCAAGAGGAGGAGUAGUAUGAAGCAGGUGCAGUGGGAUGAAGACGGGAUGACCUGGGAUGUUUACGGAGCCUCUCUGGACCCCGACGAACUCAGCUCGGCCAUACAGAAACACCUUCAGCUCAAGACCAGGACAGACAUCACAAACACAGAAACCACUCCCAAAACCAAACCGAAGACUAAAAGCAAAUCAAGGGUUAAGAUCAUUUCUAAAACCAAGAACAAAACCCCUCUCAUGGAAACCGCUACCCCGUCAACCCCUGUUAUGACAACCAAAGGCAUGACCGCUUCCAUGGAAACCACUACCCUGUCAACCCCUGUCACUACCAAAAGAAAGACCACUGCCAUGGCAACUUCCCCAAUGGCAUUAUCGAUUAAUACCGUGGCGACUGCUGCCAUUGAGACUGAGGCUGAAACCAAAGGAGAGGGAGAGAGAGAGGGAGUCAGAGAGGGAGAAAAAGAGGGAGAAGGAGAACAGAGACAGAGAGAACCAGAGGGAGAGGUAAAGGUAGAGAGGGAGGAAGAAGGAAAGUUAGAGGGAGAUAGCGAGGGAGGAAUAGAUGGAAAGGGAAAGGGAGGAGGACAGAGGGAGGGAGGACUGAAGGGGGAAGAGACAGAGGAAAAGGGGACACCAGUGCUGUCUCGUAAGUCGUCAUAUCGUGAGAGUGGGCAGAGCAGGAAGAAGAGUGGAGGAGUGAUGAAGUCACUGAAGCGAUGUGUUCGCUCCUCAAACCCCAAUGAAUGACACUGGAAGAACACUGAGAAGGUGGACAUGAUCACAUUAUAAGACUAACCAAUGACUGUAUGGGACUAACACUGGAGGUUGGCGGGGUGCAGGGUGCAGGGUGCAGUCUAAAGUGGGGUGCAGUCUAAAGUGCAAAUGAGGCAUCUGAAUAACACUAACACUGGACUCCCUACUGCUGUGUUAUAGUUUUUGACUACUUUAUAUCAAAUGUAUAUGUUAGUAUUCAAAUAUAUCUGCCAGUAGGUUAAAAAUAUGUUGGGUUGGAAAGGAUACUACUCCAGUUCAGGUUUGCAAUAACAUCUACAGUUAAAGUCGGAAGUUUACAUACACCUUCGCCAAAUACAUUUAAACUCAGUUUUUCAUCAUUCCUGACAUUUAAUCCUAGUAACAAUUCCCUGUCUUAGGUCAGUUAGGAUCAC
This is a messenger RNA of Oncorhynchus gorbuscha (pink salmon), 3295 nucleotides long. RefSeq lists its product as uncharacterized. Gene Ontology annotation, biological process: neuron projection development. Gene Ontology annotation, cellular component: plasma membrane. The transcript has 3 exons. The coding region runs from base 231 to 2876 and encodes 881 amino acids. The record is from RefSeq and is a predicted model, not a curated record. Lineage: Eukaryota; Metazoa; Chordata; Actinopteri; Salmoniformes; Salmonidae.